Messenger RNA from Diabrotica balteata, 3803 nucleotides. NCBI's taxonomy places the organism in Eukaryota, Metazoa, Arthropoda, Insecta, Coleoptera, Chrysomelidae. The record is from the annotation of a GenBank genome assembly.
ACGACUUUUAUCUUUAUCUCUCUUUGAAUAAUCAUAAAUAAUUACUAACACCACUCGCAAUAAGAUUAUUCAGUAUUUAUUAGUGACCCUCGAAAUGAUGUUAUUGAAAUGGUGCUGUUGUGUUAUACUGAUUAUUUUGUUAUCUUUCGUAGAUCAGAGUCAGUGUAUUUUUUCUUCUCGUUCAUCUAGUUCAGGAUCCAGAGGCAGUUCAUUCGGUUCACGUGGUUCUAGUUCUUUUGGAUCUGGAUCUCGAAGCUCCAGCUCUUGGGGAUCAUCUGGAUCAUCAUUUGGAUCUAGUGGAUCACGUGGUAGUACAUUUGGAUCUAGUGGAUCACGUAGUAGUACAUUUGGAUCUGGAUCGCGAGGUUCAAGUUCCUUUGGAUCAUUUGGAUCGCACGGAACUUCAUUUGGAUCUGGAUCUCGUGGUUCGAGUUCAUCAUUUGGAUCUUCUGGAAGUUACGGAUGGAAAGUCACUGCCAAACCAGUUACUUCGAGACCCUUUACUAAUUUUAAGCCUGUUACCAGUAGAUUUCAAUCAGUAACUACUAGGGUAAAACCUGUUUCAAGUGGAUUCCAUACAGCUGCACCUUCGCACAGAACUUAUUCUAGACAACCGGCCUUUAAUCCGAAUUUUAAUGCCGCUCCAAGUAAAGUUACCCCUUCUCCUGGAGUUCGCCAUGCCAUUACCAAACAACCAGCGUAUAAUCCCUUCUUUACAACAUCUUCUCACUUAAGUGCCCCUAAGAAGCCCCAAAAUAAUCCAUUCUUCACUUCUUCACCUAAUCACGGAAAUAGUCAGUUUGGUCGUCCGACAUCUAGGCCAGUUUUUCAGAAUCCACACCAGAGAAAUAAUGCAUCUGGUUUUAAUAAUUUUGCAUCACCAAAGACUGGUUCUGUCUUUAAUACACAACAAAAUCAUGGAUCAUCUUUUAACAGUUUUGGAAGUGCUACGUCAAGGCCACGCUUUAACAGUAGCACUGGAUUUAAUAACCAGAGACCCGCUUUCUCAAAUUCUGGUUCUGCUUUUAAUACACAAAACCACGGAUCUGGUUUGAAUAAUUUUGGAAGUGCUUCAUCAAGACCACGCUUCAACAGUAGCAAUGGAUUCAGCCAGCGACCCGUCUUUCAAACACCUUUGGGCAAUGGAAACUUGGGACGGCCGGUGCAACCUUGGCGUCCUGGCAAUAGCAGCAGUAACUGGGGACAUAACCAGAGACCACUUUACAGUACCUCUAAACCUCUCUACCAAGGACGAUCUUGGAAUACAACAUCAUUCGGUGGAAGUUCGUUAAAUAGACCUGGAGCCCAAGGAAAUUUGUAUCAACCACCAACAAGCUACCGAAAUACUUAUACGACCGGCUCUGGAGUACACCCACACUAUCCUGUUCAACCGGUAUUGCAUCCUAUUUACACACAACCAUCAACAACAAUAAUUUACAACAACAACCAUUAUUAUGGAGGUUCAACAUAUUAUCGUCCCGGUUAUAGUUCAUUUGGAACGGGGUCCACCCACGUUACUGUUAUCAAUAAUAACAACUACCAUCACCACGUUAUAGCACCUACAAGUCAUUACUACAGUUAUGGUCCGCCAGCUAUUGGAGUAACUGUAGUGAACAAUUAUGAUCCAUUCGCAACCACACAUUAUCAUACAACUUACCAUUACUCUUCUUACGAUACUGGAAGUACUUCACUUGGUUUCUUCUUAGGGUAUCAAUUAGGAAGAAUUAGUCGACCAAGUUAUUACUAUCACAGUACCACCUACGUGAACAACGAAUAUGUUCCCAGAUAUGAUCAUUAUACUGUCCAUCAUUAUUACCAUAAUAGCGAAUCAAUACCCAAGGUAGCACCUAUUCAACCUAAUGCAGUUGUAGUUUGUCCAGGUGAUAGCAGUAGUUUAUGUCCUGCUGGUACUAUGUCACUCUGUACAAAUAACGGUGCAGUUAUGUGCGUUGUUAAUGCUAUGGACACAUCUCCCUGUUCUACAAACAAACAAGUUAAUUGUGCCAAUAGUACCAUACCAUGUGAAAAUAAUUCUUCACCAGAAUGUAAACAGAAGGCAUCAGCAUCUGUGUCUAUACCAUGCGUUUCUACUGCUAACAUACCAGCAAGUGUUGGUUUUAUUAACAACAGUGUUAUUGUAACAGACGCAAAUGAUCCAACUGUUAAAUCUUUUUGUGUGACAGUUGUAGCCUUACCCUCAAAAAAUGAAACAAAAGCAAGCAAAGAUCAAUUGAGUCAACACCUACUGGAAAACAGUGUACCAUUCCAGUAUACUACAAACCAAACUGGAGUUGAUCUUUUGGGGUAUUACUUAGCUCACAAGGUACAGAAUUUGGUCCAACCAACUUUUAGUUAUCUAAAUUAUGAUCAAAACUACAAUUAUGUAGAAAAGUUCGACCAUUACGACGUGUUCCAAUACUAUCACGGUGCUAAUGUCUUGCCAAAAGAAGUAGAGGUUAAACCAGAUCAGAUCAUGAGCUGCGCUGGAGACAGUGGUACUGUCUGUCCCCAAUAUACUUCAUCUUUAUGCCUCAAUGAUGGAGCAGUUAUUUGUGUAGCAAACAAAUCAUCUACAGCCUUCAGCAAUGAGCUUCAGACCAACUAUCUAAAUGGUAGUAUACCAUGCGAUAAACUUAAAUCUCCAUUUUGUGUACAUAAUCGAAACACAAAAGUACCUAUACAAAUUCCAUGUUUUUCCACUGCCAAAGUCUACGCUAAUAUAAGUUUAAUAGAAAAAAGCUUUGUAAUAGAUAAUGAUAUUCAACGUUAUAAAACUUUUGAACUUUCCAACGUAACUGCUAAUUCAACAGCCCAGAAUAUAACUGAACUUUGCGUAACUGUUUUACUUUUACCAGCAGAAAAAAACAUUGCUCAUGUACCCAAGAUGACAAAAGUAACAGGGUUACCUAAUACAGGCAAUCAUCUAAACUUAUCAAAAUAUAGUUACCGAGAUUUGGGCAAUAACGAAAUAGGACUAUAUUUACUUGAAACAUUACCAAAGCUAUCUUUCCCAUCCUACUAUUUUAUUAACGCUUAUUUGUAUUCUCAAAAUGGCACAGUACAAAAAUACGAUCAUUAUUCUGUACACUACCAAGAGCACGGCAGGGAAAUAAUACCUGCUGAUUUAGAAUUCCAAGCUUUUGACUUACGAGAGUGUGAAGGCGAUAGUGGUGUUAUCUGUCCCGUAAACACUUCCGCAAUUUGUCUCAACGAUGGUGGAGUAAUGUGUCUCACAGAUAUGUUAUUAACGAAAUCGUGUAGUAAAAAUUCUAGUACUACCUGCGUUCAAUCCAAUUUUGGUUGUGAAAACCGUAACCACUGCAGAAGUUUAAAGACUAUAGACAUACCAUGUAUAUCAACAGCGACAAUUUACGGGGAUAUUAUGUCAGUAAACCACAAUAUCUACGUUAACGAACCAAACUUAGCCAAACAAUACACCGAUCUUCAACUUAUCCCUGGAACAAACGUAAACAACACGCCAGUAUAUCACAAGGCACAGCAGUUUUGUGUAACAAUAGUUGCUUUACCAGAAGUCAGACAAUUGUCUGAAGGCGAAAAAUUACUAGCAGUCGCCAAUAAUUUAUUGGGUAACAUAAUGUUAAAAUUGUAUCGGUAAACGUAACCUCAUAUAAAUAUAGAAUAUAAUAAUUGAUACUUUUUACAAUAUUGAAAGACUGUUAAUAUAUGUAUUUGUGUCCAUAACAUUUAUUUUAUAUAAUUAUGAAUAUAAUUUACAUUUUAAUUCAUAUAAAUUAUUGUUGUUUGUACUUGAUUGGUAAAAUAAAUUUUAUUAUUUAUCUGAA